This is a messenger RNA of Nerophis lumbriciformis (worm pipefish), 1953 nucleotides long. Lineage: Eukaryota; Metazoa; Chordata; Actinopteri; Syngnathiformes; Syngnathidae. The record is from RefSeq and is a predicted model, not a curated record.
AUGAAGUUCCUAUGGCUGUUACUGGUGGUGGCUAGCACCGCCUACGGUGACGAUGACGACAAGAGGGAGAAUGUCGGCACUGUCAUUGGUAUCGACUUAGGCACCACCUACUCAUGCGUUGGCGUCUUCAAGAAUGGCCGCGUCGAGAUCAUCGCCAAUGACCAAGGCAACCGCAUCACCCCAUCCUAUGUGGCAUUCACCAGCGAGGGCGAGCGUCUAAUCGGUGAUGCUGCAAAGAACCAGUUGACCUCCAACCCCGAAAACACUGUGUUUGACGCCAAGAGGUUGAUUGGUCGCACAUGGGCCGACUCAUCCGUGCAACAAGACAUCAAAUACCUGCCCUUCCAGGUGAAUGACAAGAAGAGCAAGCCCCACAUUCAAGUUGAUAUUGGCGGUGGUCAGAUGAAAACCUUUGCCCCCGAGGAGAUAUCUGCUAUGGUGCUGACCAAGAUGAAGGAGACAGCUGAGGCAUACCUGGGCAAGAAGGUCACUCAUGCCGUGGUCACUGUUCCUGCCUACUUCAAUGACGCCCAGCGCCAAGCCACUAAAGAUGCCGGUACCAUUGCUGGGCUUAAUGUGAUGAGAAUCAUUAAUGAGCCAACCGCUGCCGCCAUUGCCUAUGGCUUGGACAAGAAGGAUGGCGAGAAGAACAUCCUAGUAUUCGACCUGGGUGGUGGCACCUUCGACGUUUCUCUGCUGACCAUUGAUAACGGCGUGUUUGAGGUGGUGGCCACCAACGGCGACACUCACUUGGGAGGCGAGGACUUCGAUCAACGUGUCAUGGAGCACUUCAUCAAGCUUUACAAGAAGAAGACAGGCAAGGACGUGCGCAAGGACAACCGUGCCGUGCAGAAGCUGCGUCGCGAAGUGGAGAAGGCCAAGCGGGCGCUGUCUGCCCAACACCAGGCCCGCAUCGAGAUCGAGUCCUUCUUUGAGGGCGAGGACUUCUCCGAAACAUUGACCCGUGCCAAGUUUGAGGAGCUCAACAUGGAUCUGUUCCGUUCCACCAUGAAACCCGUGCAAAAAGUGCUGGAGGACUCUGACCUGAAGAAGUCCGACAUUGACGAGAUCGUUUUGGUUGGCGGCUCGACACGUAUCCCCAAAAUCCAGCAGUUAGUGAAGGAGUUCUUCAAUGGCAAGGAGCCCUCCAGAGGCAUCAACCCUGACGAGGCCGUUGCUUACGGUGCCGCCGUACAAGCUGGCGUGCUCUCAGGAGAAGAGGACACCGGUGAUGUGGUUCUGCUGGAUGUGUGCCCUCUUACUCUUGGUAUUGAGACAGUGGGAGGAGUCAUGACCAAGCUGAUCCCCAGAAACACUGUGGUGCCCACUAAGAAGUCUCAGAUCUUCUCCACGGCUUCUGACAACCAGCCUACUGUCACCAUCAAGGUCUACGAAGGUGAGCGUCCUCUGACAAAGGACAACCACCUGCUGGGAACCUUUGACCUGACGGGCAUCCCCCCUGCCCCACGCGGCGUGCCCCAGAUUGAGGUCACCUUUGAAAUUGACGUCAACGGUAUCCUCCGUGUCACGGCCGAAGACAAAGGAACGGGUAACAAGAACAAGAUCACCAUCACUAACGACCAGAACCGCUUAACGCCCGAAGACAUCGAGCGCAUGGUUAACGAUGCAGAGCGUUUCGCCGACGAGGACAAGAAGCUAAAGGAGCGCAUCGACGCCCGCAACGAGCUGGAAAGCUAUGCCUACUCCCUGAAGAACCAGAUUGGGGACAAGGAGAAGCUUGGCGGUAAGCUGUCGGAUGAAGACAAGGAGACCAUCGAGAAGGCGGUGGAGGAGAAGAUUGAGUGGAUGGAGUCACACCAGGAAGCCGAUUUGGAGGACUUCCAGGCCAAGAAGAAGGAGCUAGAAGAGGUAGUGCAACCAAUCAUCACAAAGCUCUACGGCAGCGCGGGCGGCCCGCCACCAGAGGGCGCUGAAGAGAAGGAUGAGUUGUAG